CCUCCUUCAAAAACACUGGAUUUUCCACGGAAAACAACGGGAGAAACGGAGAGGUUUGAUCAAUUGAUCAAUGAAAAAAAGCACAAGAUUUUUUUCCCCUCUUUUAGCGCCAUCUCGCAGUAAAAAAAGAACAUACGGGCCAACCAGAAGCGAUGAUGGUAAAAACACGACAUGGAGCUUGUCGAAACCUCAGCCGUUACUCCAUCUCGCCCUGCGCUAGCCUUUAGAGACCCAACGGAUUCGAGACUUGGCAAACAGACAUUCUACAAGAUGGCCCGCCGCUACUGGAAGCUGAGGAAUUGGCUAGACCAAACAUUGAUAAGUGGUGCGAGGCGCGUUAUUGCUGCUCUGGGCGAGACACAAUAAGGAUUCGCUAGAUGGUGGGUGGCUGGGUAGGUGAAUUUGACAAUUGGUCAGGUUGAUUCCGAUAGUAAGAGUUCUUGCUCAACCACUUCGAUUUUGGAUUUAAUUGAGAAGGAAAUAGACUGAAUAGCAUCUAGAAAACGGGAAUUGACAAGGAUUUGAUGAAGCCGAUCCAGUUACAAACGCAACUUCAUGGGCACUUAAAUGGAUGACAAAAAGAAAGUUGGGUUUUGGGUUUUCUGGAUGGAUGAGAGAUUCUCAUCUGCCAACUUUUGAAAUCAGGACAUCAGAGCCAUUGAAUUAACAUAGCUGUAACUACGCCAUUUCGAACUAAUUAUUAAUGGUGCAAAACAAAGCGACAGCCGCAACAUGAUAAUUAAAGAAACUCUCCGGUCGACCCUCCAUCCUUUCUGAAAUAUCCGUCACUGCAAUAUCCAUCCGCCAAUCCCUUUCCGUUUGCUUCGUGGUCAAUCACAAAGCCCAAACAUCUACACUUCUCUACUACUUUUUUCCUCAAAAGCGUGCUCUUCUCACCAAUCCCGCCUGCAAAGACAAGGGCGUCGACAUGACCAUCGAGCUUCACAACGUAGUUGCCGAUGAAGCCGACGAUGCGGUCGACGAAGAUGUCGAAGGCAAGUCGGUGCUGGUCUGUCGCGGGAGUUUCAGUGGCUAUCUGAGAGAAGUCGGUGGUCCCUGCGAGAGACUUCCAUCCUGAUUGUUUGUUAAGGAUGCGUUUGGCCUGAUCGGACGGAGGACAAGGUUAGAUUCCUGCUUUUUGAAGAGAGAGGAAAGGGACAAGACUCUGAGAGGGACUGGUUCCUAUAUGUCUGGACAUACCGUGCUAAUAUGCAUAUCCUUCGUGAUGAAUGAGUAGCUAAUCCCAUGGAAUCCGUACU
Blastomyces gilchristii SLH14081 is the source of this 1259-nucleotide messenger RNA. RefSeq lists its product as uncharacterized. NCBI's taxonomy places the organism in Eukaryota, Fungi, Ascomycota, Eurotiomycetes, Onygenales, Ajellomycetaceae. The coding region runs from base 172 to 366 and encodes 64 amino acids. The transcript has 3 exons. The record is from RefSeq and is a predicted model, not a curated record.